AUGGCGGGGAGCACGGACCUGACGAAGCAGGUGGAGGCGCUGCUGGAGGAUCCGUCGCAGACGAUUCUCAUGGCGAUGAAACUCUCCAAGAACCAGGCGUCGUGGACCGUCGCCGGGCGACGCGGGCGACUGCAGAGCAAGCCGCGUAUCCUCGCUAUUGGCGUGAGGCGCAAGGAGAACACGGGAAAGCAGAAGCCAAAAAUCCACAUCAUCAAGCCCGGACCACAAGGACUAGAGCUGCUCAAGUCGUACCGACUGGGCGCCCUCACGAGCAUUGAGCUAGUCACCAGUGACACCACAGGCCGCUCCUUCCUCCUGGUGUUUGACGAGAAAUCGGACAGCUCACAGCCCCAAUGGACCACAAGGACAGUCGAUGACAGGAAUCAGCUCGUGUUUCUGCUGCUCAAGAUGUGCAAAGACUACCUGAAAACGCUGCCUAAAGUCAUUGGGCUUGAUGUGGUCGACCUUGCCCUCUGGGCCAAGAAAAACGCCAAGUCGCUGCCAGGGGGAGCGCGGCUGACAGAGGAGGGGGAGGGCGAGGCGGUGGGGGUGGAGAGCGAGUCGAUGAUGGCGCAGGACAGCCUGGUGUCCAAGGUGGAGGAGGAGGACAUGGAGGCGCUGCUGGGCACCUACGUGAUUGGCAUUGACGAGGCAGAGGCGUUCAGUGAGAGGCUGAAGAGGGAGCUGGGGGCAUUAGAGGCUGCGAAUGUGCAUGCCAUUCUGGAAAGCGAGGCGCUGGUGGAGGAGGUGGUUGACAGCCUGGAUGAGGCGGCAGGGCGAGUGGAGGACAUGGAGAAUUGGCUCAACGUGUUCAACGUGAAGCUCAAGCACAUGCGGGAUGAUAUCGAAUCGAUCGAGGCGCAGAACAACAUGCUGGAGAUGCAGGCGAAGAACAACAAGAAGCUUCUAGAGGAGCUCGAGACUCUCCUCGAGUCGCUCUACAUCCCGCCCCAGUGCAUCCGCGUGCUCUCCUCGGGCUCCCUGGACGAGCAAGCCAUGCCCAACACGCUCGAGGCCGUGGGGUGGCUGGUGGACGCCGUCAAGAAGCUGGAGCAGCCUCAGCUGGAUGAAAACUACGUCAACAUGCGCGCGGUGCAGGAGAAGAAGGCUGAACUCGACAGCUUGAAGAAUGGCUUCGUGCGACGGGCCACUGAUUUCAUUCGCUCCUUCAUUUCUUCCACCGUCGAGGCUGCUGCGAAGUCUCAGAGGGGCCCGCCUGAUCAUAGGGAGCUGCACCGCAGAUGGUCCGCCUACACCCAGCUCAUCCACUGCCUUAAGGAGCUGGAUCCCAACGUGUUGGACAACAUUCGGCGGACGUACAUCCACUCACUCAACAUGCUGCUCAGGCGCGAGGCUCGUGAGUUCUCAACUGACCUCCGUGCAUCAGCGCGUGUUUCAGCCAAGACCAGCACGGCCCCUCCCUUCCUCGAGCAGGGCAGUGCUGCCCUGCCGCCUGCAGCUGACUCCCAGGCUGCCAGCGACGCCUUUGCCAAGAUGCUGCGAGCAUUCCUGCCCCUGAUUUCUGAAGAGGGUCUGUUCUUCCAGCAGUUCCUUUGCUUCUCCCCAGCAGCAGACGAGGAUGAAGAGCCCAUGUCGGACGAGGACGCCGCAGCAUUAGCGGCAGCAGCGGAGCAGCUGUUUGAAGGGAUCCACGAGGACUUUGUGGCCAUGGUGGAGUGGGUCUUCAAGGUCGACCCUCUGCGCUGCAUCACUCUCGUGGGACACACAGAGGCCUGGCAGCAGCAGCAGCAACAGCUUCAACUGCAGCACGGGGCGGAUGCCGGGGGGUGCGGUGCGGUUAUUACCAGGAAGCUUUUGCUCGAGCUGGAAACCAGAAUCAGGCAAAACUUCUUCCGGUAUGUGGAAGAGGCCAAUGGGCAAAUCGAGCGGUACGACAGGGGUGUAAAGCAGGCGGGAGUGCUGUCCUACGUGCCUCGCUUUGCAGCGCUGGCGGUUCGAAUGGAAGGGCUGGUCAUGGGCACGUGCAGAGACCUGGUGGACCAGGCUUAUAACAAGCUGGUGAGCACCAUGUUCUCUACGCUGGACCGCAUAGCUCAGAUCGACCCCAAGCACUGCGACGUGCUGCUGCUGGAGAAUCACGCGGCCUUUCAGAACAGCACGUACGACCUGGCGGGCACCAUCCCCACGCUGCGCCUCUUCUACCAGCAGUCCAGUGAGACAUACGAGACGGCAUGCACGCGCUACAUCGACUCUGUCAUAUUCGGGAAUUUCGACAAGCUGUUUGACUACCUGCAGAAGAUCAAGAACCUGCUGCUGACCAUUGAAACAGAGGAGAUUCCGUUCCAAAUCGGCUUCAGCAAAGCUGACCUGCGGAAAGUGCUCAAGUCCCAACUCACCGGGGUGGACCGAUCACUCAACUCCAUGUUCAACAAGAUGAGGAAGAAUCUCACAUCGGGAGACCUGCUUCCCUCGCUCUGGCUCAAAUGCCAGGAGAGCUUUAUGGAGCGAUACGAGGAAUUGGAGGCUGUGGUGGCCAAGUGCUAUGCGAACGAAGCUAUCAGCCCGUCUUCUCGGGAAAUGCGUGACGCCUUCAACUCCAUUGUUGCUUGA
Molecule: messenger RNA, 2571 nt
Organism: Closterium sp. Yama58-4
Lineage: Eukaryota; Viridiplantae; Streptophyta; Zygnematophyceae; Desmidiales; Closteriaceae
Source: the annotation of a GenBank genome assembly